AUGACACGAUGUGUCAAUUUCGUCACUGGCAAUCCUAACAAGCUUCGUGAGGUCAAAGCCAUGCUUGAGCCUGGGAUCCAAGUCCGAAGCAAUCCCAUCGACAUUGAGGAGGUCCAGGGUUCUAUUGAGGAGGUGACAGAGUACAAGUGCCGCAAGGCUGCUGAGAUGGUCAAUGGGCCGGUACUUGUGGAGGACACGGCGCUGUGCUUCAAUGCUCUUGCAGGGCUACCGGGACCCUAUAUUAAAUGGUUCUUGGCGGGUAUUGGCCACGAAGGUUUGAACAAUCUCCUCGCGGCAUACGCAGACAAGUCUGCGGAGGCUGUCUGCACGUUUGGCUACUGCGAAGGCCCAGGACAUAAGCCGAUCAUCUUCCAAGGGAAAUGUCCGGGAAAUAUUGUACCUGCAAGAGGGCCAACUCACUUUGGUUGGGACCCUAUCUUUGAACACGACGGGAAGACAUUCGCUGAAAUGGACGGGGCGGGGAAGAACAAGAUAUCCCACCGUAGUCGCGCCCUUGAAAAGCUUCGAAAAUGGUUUGACCGCGAGCACCAAGACUAA
Messenger RNA from Metarhizium album ARSEF 1941, 558 nucleotides. RefSeq names its product Ham1-like protein. Gene Ontology annotation, molecular function: nucleoside triphosphate diphosphatase activity. The record is from RefSeq and is a predicted model, not a curated record. Gene Ontology annotation, biological process: nucleoside triphosphate catabolic process. Bases 1 to 558 code for a protein of 185 amino acids. The transcript has 5 exons. NCBI's taxonomy places the organism in Eukaryota, Fungi, Ascomycota, Sordariomycetes, Hypocreales, Clavicipitaceae. Gene Ontology annotation, cellular component: cytoplasm.